UUAGUUGAGAAUACACCAUUGAGCGCUACGGAGCUAAAUUGGAUUCUGUCUAAGUGUGUGCGUGUCUGAUCUAUGGGACAACGCACGAAGACGAGAGCUCGCGCAUCAUUUCUAUAACUAUUCAAGUGUUACAAACAAAUAGUCAUGCAAUUGUUUACAAUCUUAGUUGUAGCUACAGCUGCUCUUAGCGUAGUUCGUGCGGCACCAUCGAAUGAAGCUUCCCCUAUAGAUUUACCUGAGGAAAAUCACUGCGAUCACAAGCUAACCAAGUCGAAUAAAUAUUUAGACUAUCCGUUUUGGAAAAAGUUCUUCAAGCAUUUGGUACCUUUUACCAGCAGCUCACGUUCCAAAAUGCAAUUUUUUCUAUUCAAACGGGACUUUCCUGACUGCGGCCGUGAACUGUUUGUCAGCGAUGAUGAGACCUUGGAGCGUUCCGGUUUCGAUGCACGUCAUCCCACAAGAAUUAUUAUACACGGCUGGAUGAGUCAGGGCAAGGGAUCAUUGAAUCGGGAUGUGAAGACCGCAUAUCUCAGCCUAACGAAGCCCCAGCCAAAUGAUAAAGAUGACGCAAUGGGUGAGCCGAAAAUGAGGGCGCCCCUUUAUGAGGACUUCAAUAUCAUUGUUUGUGAUUGGAGCAAAAUAUCGUCGAAUGUUAACUACUUUGGAGUGGCCGAAAUGGUUGAAGAUCUGGGCUUUUUGCUGGCCGAGUUUGUGCGUUAUCUUCAUAUGCGUGCGAGCCUACAAUUCGACGAUGUCUACCUCAUUGGACACUCGUUGGGCGCCCAGAUUGCGGGCAGCGCCGGCAAACAGAUUAGCCCGCAUCGCUUCAAUACGAUCUUUGCUCUGGAUCCCGCGGGACCCGCGUUUCGGGAGCAGAGCGAUGAAUAUCGCAUAGAUCCGAGCGAUGCACAUUAUGUGGAGUCUAUACAUACGAGCACGGGUCUGGGCUUCGAACAGCCCGUGGGUCAUGCCAGCUUCUAUCCAAACUUUGGCAAAGAUCAAAAGAAGUGCUAUGUGUACGGCUGUUCGCAUAAGCGCGCCCAUGACUACUUUGCCGAGUCCAUCAACAGCACUAAAGGCUUCUGGGGUAUACGCUGUGAACGCUUGUCGAAAAAAACUUGGGUACUACUGGACAAUGAUGGGGAGUUUCGAAUGGGCGGCGAACCCUCAGAUCCAAAGAAUGGCACCUUUUAUGUCAAGACUUAUGAUAAAAAGCCCUAUGCAAUGGGCACCAGGCAAGCGCUGGCGGAGGCCUCCGCGGAGCCAGAGAGAAUCACUGAGGUUUACUAUUGAGUGAAGACACAUUAUUGAGAUAUA
Drosophila hydei is the source of this 1317-nucleotide messenger RNA. RefSeq names its product phospholipase A1 2. NCBI's taxonomy places the organism in Eukaryota, Metazoa, Arthropoda, Insecta, Diptera, Drosophilidae. Gene Ontology annotation, molecular function: lipase activity. The record is from RefSeq and is a predicted model, not a curated record. Gene Ontology annotation, biological process: lipid metabolic process. Bases 145 to 1293 code for a protein of 382 amino acids. The transcript is spliced from 3 exons.